This is a messenger RNA of Dovyalis caffra, 357 nucleotides long. Lineage: Eukaryota; Viridiplantae; Streptophyta; Magnoliopsida; Malpighiales; Salicaceae. The record is from the annotation of a GenBank genome assembly.
AUGGGAAAGGUCCAGUCUUUCAAGCACGAAUUCACAUUUGACGAGAGACUUGGAGAAUCAAAGAAUAUCAUUGUCAAAUAUCCAGAUCGAGUUCCUGUGAUUAUUGAUAGGUAUUCAAGGACGGACCUGCCAGAAAUGGAAAAGAGAAAAUUCUUGGUUCCCCGAGACAUGACUAUCGGCCAAUUCAUCCACAUUUUAAGUAGUAGGCUAGAGUUGACACCUGGAAAGGCUCUGUUCGUGUUUGUGAAGAACACAUUGCCUCAAACAGCAAGUCAGAUGGAUUCAAUUUAUGAAUCUUAUAAGGAUGAUGAUGGAUUUCUGUAUAUGUGCUACAGCAGCGAGAAAACCUUUGGCUAA